CUCACGCUCAUUACUGCUUCGCCGGCCGGUCCUGCGCACACGCAUAGCGCGUUGCUCGCGAACGGACGACAACACCGACGCACUGCCUACGUUAUGUUGCCUCUCAUCUCUCGAUACAAUAUGGAGAGCUUUUCGAAAUCGUGCAUCUGGCUUGUUGCAGCGGCACUUUUGGCCGCGUGCGGCGUGAGUGCUGGCGUUGGAAGUAAAAGGCCGUUUACGCCUACCGAUUCGAUAUUAGAUAUCAUUGAUACGGAGCAAGUUGAAAAAAUGCUCGCGGCGAGACGACGAGCGGAGGAAGCGACGGCGUCACCGACUUCCUACAUGCAAAGAAACGAACUUGGCGAAGGCAGUUCCGAAACUAUGGUCGUAUCUGCACCUGACCCAGAGGAUGUGACCGAGAUGCCUAAAGGUGCAGCUUUUCGGAAUAUCCUCAAAUCGUCGAAGAACGCAUUAAUUGUGACUAAAAAGGAAUAUCUGAAAGAAGAUUGGUGUAAAACUGAAAAGUUGAUACAAAAGAUCCGCGAACCCGGAUGCUUGCAGGCAACAGUUAUAAACAAUUUUUGUUACGGACAGUGCAACUCGUUUUAUAUUCCGAAAGGACCGCGGCGUCGCGAAGGGAAUGACGAACGGCCUCCACCUGCGUUCAAGUCGUGUUCAUUUUGCAAACCGAAAAAGUUCACCUGGAUCACUGUCACCCUCCGGUGUCCUGGACAGAACCCGCCGUUUAGGCGCAAGCGUCUACAAAAGAUCAAACAGUGCAAGUGUCUUCCUGUAGGUGUGAACUGAUGCUAGCUUGCGACAGACCCUCCUCACAGAGGCGGACAAUCCGUCCAGCUCAAUCGGUGGAUCGCAUCCGAGUUAUGUGCUGAGCGCGCAAAGUUUAGAAGUUGAAAAAGGAAAGAACACAGAAGAUUGCAAUCGUAAAGUGUGCAGUAAGGGGAUUUGUAAUGACAUUGUUACCUGAUGUUUUGAUUAGUAAUUCUGGCUCGCUAAGUGGGCAAGUACGGAGCGGAUUGUUGGAUAUAUUAUUCGGAUCGCGUGCUCUCAUACGUCAAUAGAGAUGACGUAAUGUGAUGCAGCGUAAUAACUUGUAAUAGAGCUGCUUCUACUGCAAGCUGUGAAGCAAAAGCUUUAAUUGUUUAUAGUGAUACUGAUUAGUUGGCUGAUGUUAGAAAACUAGUGACUGGUGACCUUGCGGUCGUUUAAGGAUUAUUUAGUACAAACGUGCCGUUGGAAAAAUCUGUGCUUGUUUCGUAAUUAACGGAGAACAUAGUGUUUGCUUCGCAAUUAAAGAAAAAUAUACACGUUUUUCAACAGAAUAAGUGUGAUAUUAGUCGUAGAAAAAUCGUAACUUCUUGAUAUUGCACUGAUCGAACGCAGGUUUAUUUUAUUUAUUUUAAUAUAAUUUAACAAUAAUAUUAUAUAGUAGGUAGUAUGUAGAUACCAAAAUACGCUUAUAUGACAUAAUUUUACGGUAACUGUUUAGAAGGUGGUAGAAUCGUCUUGAUAUACCUAGGUAGGAGAUACAGAGUAAAUGUUACUUAGUAUGACUUUAAGAUAAUUCAAAUCAUAUGAUCUCUGUUUGCUCUCCAAUCUUCGCAUUUGUUUAUUUAAUAACAAUUUACAUUAUAUGCUCUGUUGCACGAUGUUUGACAAAUGUAAAACAUAUCUUGUCAGAGAUAUCACUAUGCAAACUUCUAACAUACUCGUUCCGAGUCUUUCACCUCAAAACGCCCUUUUUGAGGUUUCGAAAAGACUCAAAUACUUUUCUGGCAUUUCAUAGGAUCAUAUCUCGAAAAGAUUAUAAUUAACACAACAAAUUUUUAAUUUAGUUUUCUAGUAUUUCUUAUAAAUAGCAUAAUAUUAUAUUUUCCGGGAUGUUAAUAGUGAGUCUGUGAACUGAAAUUACUUUUACCUAUCUAUAAUUCUUAAUUUCUGUAUAUAUAAAUUCUAUAAAAAUUGCUGUCUAGUUGUUUUAAAAUAAACUUCAUAAAUAACUGGUUCGGAAUAAAUAAAAUAAAUAUAAUGCUAAUUUCAUUAAUCAAGAAUAUGUGAGUAGGUAUGUAUCUACCGAUUCUUUAUAAAGUAUUUAUUAAUAAUUGAAUUGAUUUGCGUGAAAUCUAAAACAACAGCCGCAUGUGUUACUUACCUACGUGGUAUACCGGUAACACAUACAUAACAUGUACUUAGUAGGUAUAUACCGAAGAUAUUGCACACAAUUUAAAAUUUAUUAAGAGUGGCUGCACGCAUAAUUCGUACCUUAUAGGUAAAAUUAUAUUUAUAUAUAGAUAUUAUAUAUAUUUACCCAUUAUGGUUGCGUGUGUAUCUUCGUUACCAGUUUCCUCAAAAUAUACUAAAAAUAUAUUGGUGCGGUUUAUGUAUUUCGCUUUACAUAGAUGAAUGCAAUCUCAGGGCAAUAUUUUCGUAAUUUUUUAAGGUCUCUCAAAAUUUUCUCUAUUAUUAUUGUCUUAGUAAGAAUACUAAAACUUAGAAUUCAUCACAAAAGAUUUGAACUAUUACAAUUUUAUUAUUGUUUAUUUUAUAAUAUGGUUCGAU
Molecule: messenger RNA, 2556 nt
Organism: Pararge aegeria (speckled wood butterfly)
Lineage: Eukaryota; Metazoa; Arthropoda; Insecta; Lepidoptera; Nymphalidae
Product: gremlin-1-like
Exons: 2
Coding region: 94-786 (230 amino acids)
Biological process (GO): animal organ morphogenesis
Molecular function (GO): BMP binding; receptor ligand activity
Source: RefSeq, a predicted model, not a curated record